UGGAGAUGGGAAUUUGCGUAUCGUUGGUUGAAAGAAGAGCAGAAUACAUGCGUGUGGGCUCCACUUUGUAGAGAGGAUGAUUAAAAAAGGAAGUGCUUCUGCCAGAUUCUGCAGCCCAGAUACGACGCCCGUGCAUGCAGGGCAGCGGGCCAUGCCAUCCCGGAUGGUCCGUCGCCGCUCAGCUCCAUGGUCGAGUUCGCCGUCGACGCCAUGUUCGCAGGAAUCGAGGAGAUGGGGAGAGCCGCGGCGGCCGGCGUGCAUCCCCAACACUAUUUGAAGGAGGGGGCCGACGUCUAUCCCCAACUUUAUUGGAAGGAGGCGGCCGGCGUCCAUGCCGCCUCGCCCGCACGCCCAUGCUGCCUCCACCUGUCAUGCCGCCGCCGUCCGCGCUUAGCAGCACGGCGACGCCUGCGCAUGCCGCUCCUGCCCGCACGCACGUGCAUGUCGCCGUCGGCGUCCGCUCUAGCAUCUGCUGGCUCCGUGGGCGAGGUCAAGGUGCUGUUGUGCCACAUCGCGGAGCCCGACGGGCCGAGCUGGCAGGAGGCGAGGUCGAGGUGCUGGCUCCAUGGGCGAGGUCAAGGUGCUGCAGUGCCGGCCUGGCUGAUCCUGGCCGCGCGCCGGCCGGACGCGUCCGAGAUGACCCGGCACACCAGCAUGGCCCUGCGGCCAGCGUCGGGCGACGACGACGACGCGGCGGCCCUGGCGUGCGCGGCGCCGCUGCAGGCGAAGGUGCGCACCGCGGAGCCCGACGAGCCGAGCUGGCAUGUGGCGACGCCGACACCGAAGACGUCGCAUGCGCCAGCGGCCGGGCGUAGUCACUGGAAGCGCAUCAUCUCGUUGCCGUCGGCGCCGCACCGCGCCGCGGCGUCGUGCGCACGGGCGGCCGCAGUUGGCGUUCUCGAACCGCCGAGGGAGCACUUGACGGCGCCGCCGCAGUCGCCCGUGGCGCAGGCGAGGGUCGACGCGCCGGAGGCAACGCAGCCCGUGCGCGCCGAGAAGCGGCCGGACCAGCCCGUCGUGCCUGGGAAAGAUACGGUGGCGCAGGCGGACAGCUCGAAGAUUGUGUGCUGCAGGCUGCAGGCUGCAGCCUGCCACUUUGAGACAAACCAGGAAGAGAGAGAGGAUGAUUUCGAUGAGGGAGAAACUCUGUUCCCAUGUGAUUGUGGAUCUCAUGUCUGGUGUGCAGAGCGGCUUUAAUUCUUGGUCCAACCGUACUGUAUUUGCAUGUAUAUACCUCUUGUUUAGAAAAUGGCAUUUGUGUUGUGGUGACCCUACUUCAAAACG
Lolium perenne is the source of this 1284-nucleotide messenger RNA. Lineage: Eukaryota; Viridiplantae; Streptophyta; Magnoliopsida; Poales; Poaceae. The record is from RefSeq and is a predicted model, not a curated record.